Metarhizium robertsii ARSEF 23 is the source of this 942-nucleotide messenger RNA. Its product is annotated as Ferredoxin reductase-type FAD-binding domain protein. Gene Ontology annotation, cellular component: endoplasmic reticulum. The coding region runs from base 1 to 942 and encodes 313 amino acids. The transcript has 4 exons. NCBI's taxonomy places the organism in Eukaryota, Fungi, Ascomycota, Sordariomycetes, Hypocreales, Clavicipitaceae. The record is from RefSeq and is a predicted model, not a curated record. Gene Ontology annotation, molecular function: oxidoreductase activity.
AUGGCUUCCAACACCAAGGACUCGUUGCUGUCGCGCCACUACAUCGACUAUGUCUAUGUCCCGGCCGUCCUUCUCGUCGCGGGGACCCUGAUUGUCAAGAGGGAAUGGGUUCCGUACUCGGCUGCUCUGGCCCUGGUGCUGGGCGCCUACAACUUCUGGAACUUCCAGAUCAAGAAGGUUCUCAAGCCAGAUGUCUUCCAGGAGUUUGAGCUUCAGGAGAAGACCGUCAUCUCUCACAAUGUCGCCAUCUACCGCUUCAAGCUCCCUUCGUCCAAGUCUAUUCUCGGCCUACCCAUCGGUCAGCACAUCUCGAUCGGCGCCCCUCUCAAGCAGCAAGAUGGCACAACCAAGGAGAUUGUGCGCUCAUACACCCCAAUCUCCGGCGACCACCAGCCCGGAUACUUUGAUCUCUUGAUCAAGUCCUAUCCCCAGGGUAAUAUCUCCAAGCACAUGGCUUCCCUGGUGGUUGGCCAGGCCAUUCGCGUCCGUGGGCCCAAGGGUGCCUUCGUCUACACACCCAACAUGGUCCGCCACUUCGGCAUGAUUGCUGGCGGCACCGGAAUCACCCCUAUGCUCCAGAUCAUCCGUGCUAUUAUUCGUGGCCGCGCCGACGGCGACAAGACUCAGGUCGACCUGAUCUUUGCCAACGUGACGCCCCAGGACAUUCUCCUGAGAGAGGACCUUGACGCCCUGGUAAAGGAGGACAGCGGCAUUCGCAUCCACUACGUCCUGGACAACCCUCCUGAGGGCUGGACCGGUGGUGUCGGCUACGUCACCGGUGACAUGAUUACCAAAUGGCUCCCUAAGCCCGCCGACGACGUCAAGAUUCUCCUCUGCGGUCCUCCCCCCAUGGUUAGCGGCCUGAAGAAGACCACCGAGAGCCUGGGAUACAAGAAGGCCCGUCCCGUCAGCAAGCUCGAGGACCAGGUCUUUGCUUUCUAA